AUGGACCCCCUGGACAGAGCUACAGUACUCCUACCUUGUGACCUGUGUCAAAAAGCUGCCUUACAGAGUCAUUGUGAACUUUGUCUGAUUAACCUAUGUAAGGCUUGUGUAGGGGAACAUCUCUCUGAUUCUUCCAUCAGACACAAUGUUGUACCUUACAAACACAGAACGUCUUCCCCUAACGUUAACUACCCAUACUGUCCAAGCCACACCCAGAAAGGUUGUGAACUUUAUUGUGAAAAAUGUGACAUUCCUGUCUGUUCUAUCUGCAUCUCUUCUAAUGAACAUCAUGGACAUAAAUUAACAGAUAUCUUACAAAAACCAAGCUUCAUUAAAGAAAUUCUAUACAAGGAUUUGAAAGAACUAGAAAGACGAAUACAACCUACAUAUGAAGAAAUUGCAUCAGAUAUAAAAUCUAAAAAAGAAAAAUUGGAAAAACACUAUGAGAAACUGACUACAGCUGUCACCAAACAAGGAGAAGACUGUUUACCUCCUAAAAUUAAUGUUUUAUUACCAAAUUUCUCUCCUCAACAAAUCAACAGAGAACAGAUCCAUCGAAUGUUUGGUUCUCUGUCAGCAUUGUCCAUCACAACAAACAAACAUGGCUACACACUGAAGACACAAGAAGCUAUAUCCUGUCCUCCAGUCAAACCAAUGCUUAAUGAACCAGAGCUCAUCACCACCAUUAACACUGAGUAUGACGUUCUAUACAGUAUUACCUGUCUCAGUGAUGAAGAAAUCUGGACACGUGGACAUGACAAAAUUAUAAAACUCUACAACUUACAAGGCAAACCACUGAAGUCAAUCCAAACAAAGUCUGGUAACAUACCACAUGACAUAGCAGUAACAAGGAGUGGAGAUCUAGUUUGUACUGACCCUAGUAUGGGAACUGUAAACAUAGUGAAGAAUAAACAGAUACAGGAAGUGAUCACACUACAGGGGUGGAAACCUUACUAUGUCUGUAGUACCUUCUCGGGCGACCUCCUGGUUACAAUGGAAAGUGAUGAUAAUAAACAAUCAAAAGUUGUCCGUUACUCAGGCUUCAUACAAAAACAAACAAUUCAGUUUGAUAGUGAAAGUAGACCUCUGUAUUCAUCUUCUAUAUUUAAAUACAUCAGUGAGAACACAAACUUUGAUAUAUGUGUGGCUGACUGCGGAGCUAGUGCAGUGGUAGUGGUUAGUUAG
Messenger RNA from Saccostrea cuccullata (small rock oyster), 1185 nucleotides. RefSeq names its product tripartite motif-containing protein 66-like. Bases 1 to 1185 code for a protein of 394 amino acids. Gene Ontology annotation, molecular function: zinc ion binding. The record is from RefSeq and is a predicted model, not a curated record. NCBI's taxonomy places the organism in Eukaryota, Metazoa, Mollusca, Bivalvia, Ostreida, Ostreidae. The transcript is spliced from 2 exons.